UAUGUACAACCUUAGUACAAGCGACACCACCAACAACUAUACAUCUCUGGGACCUGCAGAGUUUCUGUGUCGCUAGCUGUAUUUUGGGGAUUUAGUAGUGAACAACUAUUCAUGCUCUACCACUACCUUCAAAAGAUAAAACCAGAACAAUAGUCAAAAGUGUAAAACAUGCCUUCGAGUCAACUAUAUUUUAGAGUACAGCUCUACAUGACAAGAGUAUUUACUGACAAGAGUAUUUACUGUAACCUUGUGGUAUUUGCUUAAACACUCAAUGAUAUCGGUUUAACAACAAGAACAGUGACGGUUAAGCUCAUGAUACAAGGAGAAUCUUUGAAAUCUCCUGAAUGGGAGAAAUAAGUUUGAUAUCAACCAGUUCAAGUGGAAACGGAAGUGGAAGCUUUUUUAGCAAUGGACAUGGAUUGCAAAUACAUCGGGAUUUGGAAGAGGACUGUCCACCCAUUGGCAGACUGUAUAGUCACCAUCAGGAGUCGGAUAUUGUCAUUUCUGAUGAAAUAGAGGCCGAAGACUACGCCCCUAACCCACGGGAUUAUUAUUCCCACUUUUUCCGUGAGAGUGAGAGACUUUCAACGUUCCAUGACUGGCCACCUUGGGCCCAUGUAACGAAGGAAGAAUUGGUCCAAAAUGGGUUCAUGUAUUUACACGUAUCAGAUCGCGUUCAGUGUGUAUUUUGUAGAGCGUGUUUAGCUAGCUUUGAACCAGGUGAUGUUGUGGCUAAUGAACACAGAAAAUAUUGCCCCGAAUGUCCGUUUGCGUUUGGUUAUGAGUGCGGAAAUAUACCGAUACCAUCUGCUAGUAGAAUUCAGCAAACAACACGACAAACAACGUUGAAGGAAAUAGAUAGGAGACCGACUGCAGCUGGAAACUUUGCCUUAUCAUCUCCGCCAUCUUCCACUGUCCGGACGACUUCAGUUCCAACCAGAACUGCUAAUCCAAUUGCUCUACCGCAGUCACAUAGUGUAACAGCGUUGUCUGCAAUUGAUCCAAACCAAGUUGCUGCAGCAGUUAUCACAGAGCCAAAAUACAGGGACUGGGCAGACGAACAUACGAGAUUGCGGUCUUACAGGGGAUGGCCUGAACAGAUGCGACAAACCCCGCGAGAUCUGUCAGCCGCCGGACUGUUGUACAUGGGUCAGGGUGAUCGUUGUAAGUGUUACUGGUGCGGAGGAGAACUCUACGACUGGGACCCAGAGGACAUUCCAUGGGUGGAGCAUGCAAAGUGGUUUUCGCAGUGCGGCUUUGUGAGACAACAGAUGGGCGAACAAUUCGUCAUAAACGUCAAAAAUGGCGUGACAACAAACGUUGAGUCUCCUAGCAACCAGGAGUUCCUGAGGCGUCCACAUGUUCUUGCUGCACUGAAUGACUAUAGAUAUACACAAGAUCAGGUCUUGGAGGCAUUACACACAUACGGUGUCCUGAACCUAAUAACUGCACAAGAUAUCAGAAAAUAUGUCGAGGAGUUGACACAGAAGAGGCAGGUAGCCCAAAUGCAUGCCAGAGUCACUCAAACCGUCGCCAAUGCAGACGCAAGAAUAUUGAGUCAUUUGGUUAACUUGUCAGACAGUUCAUUUGCUAUGUCAACCGGUGGUCAGCAAGUUACCCAGCCCAGUGACGAGGCGGGGGCAUCCAAUGGUCAGUUGUGCAUUGAGGAUCUUGCGAUGGAGGGCGUGGAGGAAUCAAAUACUGGAAGUUUUAAUUACCAGCGUUUACAGAACUUGAGUCUGAAUACUCACUUUAGUUCCUUGUCCUCAGCAAGUAUUCCUUCAGAUGUCGACGAUGUUCUUAAGGAAAACGAGAAACUCAAAGAACAACGCGUGUGUAAAGUAUGUAUGGACAGGGAAGUCUGCGUUACCUUCCUUCCUUGUCGCCACCUGGCAACCUGUGAAGAGUGUGCUGAAUCAAUUAGUACUUGUCCCAUAUGCAGAUCAGAUAUUGAAAGCAAAGUUAAAGUAUACUGGGCUUGAUAGGUAAAGAGAAGAUCAAAUGGUAUAUGUUCCUUAAUAAAAAAACUAUCAUAGAAUACAUGUAUGUUUUGUAUUGUACAGCUCCUUUGGAAUCGAAGUGUUCGCGGAAGGAGCUUAUUCGAGGGAUGCAAUCGUAGUCAUUAUCUAUAUAUGAGAAAGCUUUCAAUUGAAUACAUCUUUGCUACGAUUUCAGGCCCCAACAAAAUAUUAAACGUAGUGUUCCAGAAAAAAACACACGAAAACUUUGCGUUCUCAAAAUGCGACUGCGAAGUUACGUAACGCAUCACACAUUUCUUUACCAUGUUUUCAGCGAAGUUGAACACUCUGAUUAUUAAUCUGGGCGGUUAAACAUUUGUUUAAAGUCGUGUUCGAAAAUUUAAAAUAAAAAUAUUCCCCAAAGUCGGUAUCCAAAAAUUAAUAAACACCCUGAAAGUAUUGUAUUGACGUUUGUAUAUUGCUGUGUAUAACGUCAUUUGCAAAAUCAUAGCGUGCGCUUUUAAAUACCACGCCGUUGCUUAAUGAUAUGGCCGCAAUGAAAUGAAAACUAUUAUAUAUUUUUAAUAUUGUUUUACAGAAAGGUACUCAAAGGUUGGACGGAUAUCCAUGUAAUAUACUGUAGUACGAAUAUUAAAGUUCAACUACUACAUUUCAACUUUAGACUAUCGGUUGAAACCGUAAGCGGGACAUGGCCAUUUACUCAAAUUAGGCAAAUGUAACGGUCAAACGGCGUCUUGCAAUCAUGUGGUAGGGUUAAAGACUGUAAAAUCACAUGGAUUAUUCAUUACCAAAUAGGAAAAUAGUAUGACGUAUUGCAACUGUCCGAAAAAUUAGAGAUAUUAAUUAUAUGGGAAAACGGGGAUAUCCAAAAAGUUUAGUCAUAACAAAUAUUAUAAAAUCCUUAAAUGUUAACAUCCUGUCUUUGAAUUAUUUUUUUUAAGUUAAUGACAAUUUUACUUCUAAUUUAUUAUUUCAUGUGUUAUUAUAUUUAGAGUGCAUAUGUUUAUUGUUUCGUUUUGUGUGUGCUGUUUCCUGUUUGAUGGAUCAUUUUAAUGUUUUAUGUUUAAAGUAAUGGAUUCUAACUAUAAAUUAUAAUAUUGUA
This is a messenger RNA of Dreissena polymorpha, 3081 nucleotides long. Its product is annotated as baculoviral IAP repeat-containing protein 7-A-like. Lineage: Eukaryota; Metazoa; Mollusca; Bivalvia; Myida; Dreissenidae. Gene Ontology annotation, biological process: negative regulation of apoptotic process; regulation of cell cycle. Gene Ontology annotation, cellular component: spindle microtubule; cytoplasm; nucleus. The record is from RefSeq and is a predicted model, not a curated record. The transcript is spliced from 7 exons. Gene Ontology annotation, molecular function: cysteine-type endopeptidase inhibitor activity involved in apoptotic process. The coding region runs from base 345 to 1982 and encodes 545 amino acids.